AAACAUUUUGCUACCCCAAGGCCACGUUUUGCUUUUGGUAAUGCUCAGCCAGAAAAAGCCCCAUAAAGAAGGAACUAAGAGUGAAAAGCUCAUCCAUGAAGAAAAUGUACGGACACUAAAGUUCUACCGUUAUUUGUUUCUGUCCUGUUAUAUAGUUUAUUUCGUUAUCACUUUAACAUUUUUCUGGUCAACCUAUACGAAACGUUACAUAGCGUUAUCACUAGGCUGCUUCGGUGCUUGUUUAGCUGCUUAUAAAUUUAUGUCCUACAUGGCCUCACCAUCUUACGCUGUCAACGAAAGAGGAACUCGUCAAUUGGUGGAUGCUGGCCUAGAUUUAAAUAUAGGAUCCGGUGGACUUGGAGAACAAGCUAAAGAUGCAAUAAUCAUGUGCAGUUUAGUCACUAUAUUAAGCUUAAUUCAUCAAUAUUUCUGGUUCCUCUUAUUAAUUAUUCCUAUUCGGUUAUUCUACGUGCUUUGGGUAAAUAUCUUGGCACCGUGGAUAUUUGAUCCAAACCAAGAAACUCAGGUAAAUGAAAAAAAACAAAAGAAAAUGGAACGAAAAAUGAGACGAGUUGGUCAUCUGAUGCAUGGUACAGACAGAGCUGUCGGCCGAGCUAAUUAGAUAACGAAGUGUUGUGAUGAGAAAUGGUUAUCAUCAUUCUGAGUAUUGUAUUUUAUUCUAUGGAUAUUUCCAUCCCUUAUCUCGUAUUAUUCUUACAUGAUAUUCUUUCUUUGUCCUUUUUAGUACAUAUUGAUAUCUGUACAGUAAUUUAUAUUAUGUAUAGUUUCUGAAAUGACUGAUUUGUUUCUUAUUGAUAUUAUUCCUAGUAUUGUUUUAUUUAUUCUCAAAUAUGCACAGUGGUAAAUAAUUCCACCAUUAUUCUCUUUUUUUUCUAUCGUUUGACUUAAAUAAUAUUGUGAAUGUCUUUUAUUAAUCAAAGAAGAGGAAAA
Schistosoma haematobium is the source of this 951-nucleotide messenger RNA. RefSeq lists its product as uncharacterized. The record is from RefSeq and is a predicted model, not a curated record. Bases 41 to 622 code for a protein of 193 amino acids. Gene Ontology annotation, cellular component: intracellular membrane-bounded organelle. Gene Ontology annotation, biological process: vacuolar protein processing. NCBI's taxonomy places the organism in Eukaryota, Metazoa, Platyhelminthes, Trematoda, Strigeidida, Schistosomatidae. The transcript is spliced from 4 exons.